AUGACGAGCCACACCGCCGCCGAUGAAGCCGCCAUCCGCCGUCUGCUCGACCAGUACUGUCACGGCCUGGACCGCCGCGACUUCGAGCUCCUGCGCGACGUCUUCACCCCGGACGCGGACCUCUCGUACUGCGGCGGCCUCCGUCGAUUUGUCGGCGGAGAAUCCAUGCGCGACGUGAUUGUCGACUUGAACGCCGCGUUCGGGCCCGUGGACCACGCCCUCAGCAGCCUCCUCAUCACCGUCGAUAAGGACGGCCACGGCGACACAGCCCGCGCCGAGUACCACAUCAAGGCGACGAUGCUCAAGGCCGACGAGCCCACGAUCGUGAUCCGCGUCGUUGACUUCAGGGACGAGCUGCGCCGCACCCCGGCCGGGUGGCGCGUCAGCAAGAGGCAGCACACGCCCAUGUUCCAGUACGAGCUACCGUCGACCAAGAUCGACUUUCCGGGCGUGGGCGGCGUCGAGUACCGCAUGCCAGAGGCUCGGCCGAAUUGA
Messenger RNA from Fonsecaea nubica, 495 nucleotides. RefSeq lists its product as hypothetical. The coding region runs from base 1 to 495 and encodes 164 amino acids. The record is from RefSeq and is a predicted model, not a curated record. NCBI's taxonomy places the organism in Eukaryota, Fungi, Ascomycota, Eurotiomycetes, Chaetothyriales, Herpotrichiellaceae. The transcript has a single exon.